Camellia sinensis is the source of this 1847-nucleotide messenger RNA. NCBI's taxonomy places the organism in Eukaryota, Viridiplantae, Streptophyta, Magnoliopsida, Ericales, Theaceae. The record is from RefSeq and is a predicted model, not a curated record.
UAAGGGACAAAAAACAGUGGCGCAAUUUUUCCUCAAAUUUGGAAAACAGGGAGGGAAGUAUGAUGGUAAAUCCAGUCCAGUCAUGGGCAUAGAACAUUCGAACACAAUCCACAAGCGAUGAUGGCACUGCUUAAUCACAGCCCUACAUUCCCCUCCGUCGCCGGCCUCAAUCUUCUCCGCCAGCCGCCGUCCUCCGCCGCCAAACCUUUGCCUAAUGAACUGAGAAUCUCAUGUUCCCUCUCUCAUCUCCCAAACAAGUUUAAGAGGGCGUACACAAGCGUGAUGAUAGUCCCGACUGGUAUUGGUGCAUCCAUCGGUGGCUUUGCCGGAGAUGCUCUGCCUGUGGCUCGUGCUAUCGCCUCCGUUGUUGACUGCCUUAUCUCACACCCAAAUGUUCUUAAUGCAGCAAUGUUAUACUGGCCCAUGCCAAAUGUAUUAUAUGUUGAGGGUUAUGCUCUUGACCGAUUUGCAGAAGGUGCCUGGGCAUUACAGCUAGUGCAUCAAAACAAGGUCGGGUUGGUUCUUGAUGCUGCAAUAGAGGAAGAGCUUCGUAUCCGCCAUCUACAAGUGGUUGAUGCAACAAGGGCUUCCCUUGGACUGCCAGUCAUUGAAUAUAUCGUCACUGACACCCCUUUACAGGUGGAAAAAUGGGUUGAUUUGAAGACUGGCCAAUCAACUGGGAGGGUAAAACACCCUGAUUCACUAUUGAGGGCUGUACAGACACUAAUUAACCAAUCUUCGGUUAAUGCAAUUGCGGUUGUGGCACGCUUUCCAGAUGAUGAUAUUGAGGACAUGAAUGAUUAUCGACAAGGGUUGGGAAUAGAUCUUUUGGCCGGAGUGGAGGCGAUUAUAAGUCAUCUAGUGGUGAAGGAAUUCCAGAUUCCCUGUGCACAUGCUCCUGCUCUAUCACCUGUUCCUCUGAGCAUGUCAUUGUGUCCAAAAGCAGCUGCUGAAGAGAUAGGAUACACGUUCUUGCCCUGUGUGCUUGCUGGGCUAAGUAAUGCACCACAGUAUUUGGUUAAGAACUCCAAGUCCUUGGAAAGGGGUUGCAUAUUGGCAAGUGAUGUUGAUAGUGUCAUUCUUCCAGCAGAUGCUUGUGGAGGGGAUGGUGUUAUUGCAUUCGCAAGUUUUAAACAAAACAAGCCACUUAUAAUUACUGUGGACGAGAAUCGAACAGUUCUCAAUGAUACACCAGAUAAAAUUGGCAUUGAAGCAGUCAAGGUCUCUAACUAUUGGGAAGCCAUAGGCGUUAUUGCAGCUCAUAAGGCAGGAAUAGAUCCAAAUUCUCUCCGAAGAAACAAAAUUAGUAACAUUCAAUGCAUUUCUGCCAUUUCUUCUAAUGGUUCUGCUGUUUCAAGUGCCAGAUUAUUUGUUUGAUUAAUUAUUGCAUGAGUUGCCCGUGAUGGAACAUGAAACGGUAAGUCAGAUUUGAAUAUAUGAAAUUUAGUACAUCUUUUUUUACUUUUCUAUAACCUUGAACUUGUUUUCAUCUGGGUAGUGGAACAGUGUUGGUUUUGCGAUGUUUGCAUCAAUUCUCUAGCAAUGACAAGGAUAAGGUUUGCUUGAUGAUGAUAGUUGGUUGCAUGAAGAGCCUAAUUUUUUCUUGUUAUCAUUUUAGUAUUAUUUUUUUUUAUUGUUAUUUUUGUGGUAUCUGUUGAGCUUUACCUACCAGUAAUUGGAUAGCUAUUUUGUGGUGGGUCAUUUUUGGGCAUCCAACUACCACUCUACCAAGCAAGCAGUCUUGAUAUUGAAGACUCUGCAACAUGAAUUUAAAUCAUGCUCAUAUGUAGAAACAUACCCUGGAUAACAAAUUGAAUUUAAUGUUCAUGACUUGUGUCUGCUUAUUC